Molecule: messenger RNA, 8408 nt
Organism: Nilaparvata lugens (brown planthopper)
Lineage: Eukaryota; Metazoa; Arthropoda; Insecta; Hemiptera; Delphacidae
Gene: asp
Product: protein abnormal spindle
Exons: 21
Coding region: 138-7193 (2351 amino acids)
Biological process (GO): mitotic cell cycle; establishment of meiotic spindle localization; spindle organization
Cellular component (GO): spindle pole
Molecular function (GO): protein binding
Source: RefSeq, a predicted model, not a curated record
AGAGUAAAAAACAAUUUGACGAAGUCUGUCUGGCGACUGCCGGUCAUGGACUGAAUAUACUGAAUUACUGAGGCUAAAAGCGCAAUUUUUGAAUCAAUAAUUUACCAUUUAUCUUACUGGUUUUUAAGAUAAAUAAUAUGGCGAGCGCUGCAAAGCGGAAAGCCUCGGCGGCUUUCGAGGUGAAUGUUACCCCAAAGAAGUUGGCACGGCCAGAUGAAGUGGCAGAGUCAGUGCUUGUGCUGGCACCCUUUCAGCCGCAUCCGAAACUUACUAUUGAAAAUGUUGCUAUUGGCACUACCCGCCGAUUACAACUUUCCGUCGUCAACCCAAAUGGAAAGGAAAUGCAGAUUGAAUUUCUGAACUUGCCGCCGGAAUCGGACGGCUUCAAGUGGAGUGAAACUGAGAUGAGAAUUGCGGGCAACAGCAACGCCGUGUUGACGGUCGAAUGGACGCCGAGUCGCGACUACAAGCCGACACGUCACGUGGUGGGCGUCAGGCCUGUGGGUCCGCGCACUAGAAAUAUUUCUGAAAUUUCACUCACCGUCUCAACUCUCCAGACACAGGACCUGCGUGGCAGAAUGAAGAAGCAGGCGAAGUUGGCAAAAACCGAGAUGAAAAUGAUGACAAGCAGCACUCGCAGCACUGUUCAGCCUUUGCGGGAAAACAACUCUCGUUUGCAGGUGAAAAAGAGCACUUGUUCUGAGAUAAAUUUGUUGCUAGCACAAGACACUGAGCAAGAUGAAAUAGACAAUCGGCGUGCCACGUUCACCAAGACCAAGGUGCGCACACGAAAUGAUGAAAAUGUUCUGACAGAGCAUCAUUGGAUUUCGCCUGUGUUGUCUCGGAAGCCACCCAGUCUCACGCUUACAUCAGAGCACAGCACACCGCUGCCAGUUUUGAGAGCGCAAUCAGUGGUCGACCUCAGCACGCCAGCAUUUUUCAAUAAGACAUUUGAUGUGGUGCCUUCAGCUGACAAGACUACUUGUCGUCGGAGGUCAUCUGCGAGUUUCUCCACUGACAGUUUGGAGAGUGCGACCAGUAAACACUCCAAUAAGUUGAGCUCUACAGCAAAACACGUCAGUUGGGAAAAAGGCUUGCAGUCACAUGAAGACAGACGAUUGACUAGAUCCCAUGAUCAACUACUGUUGUCACCUGAAGUUUGUAUUGCAGCUGAAGUCCGAUUGACAAGAUCUGCCGAACGUCGAGAUGUAGAUUUGUUGAAAGUAGAACUAGCAGCUGAUAUGAGGUGUGACGGUAUUCGUUCUUCUUUAAAACGAUCUCGGCGGUCCUCGUCAACACGUCGUCAAUUGCUGACGCCUAAAUCCCAAACAACGGCACUUUUCGACGAUGAUUUCGAUGCAAAGAUCGACGAACUGUCGUUCAAUACUGAUACAAGUUUUGGACUGGAUCAGGCCAUAGAAAAGAAUAUUGAUGAAUUAUUUGGUAGUGCUGACCUGGGCUUCGAUGAUUUUCACGUGGUCGACAAGAGACCACAAGUCACCGAGACUGUUGCAGGCGUCAAAAUGAAAGCUGAGACACUUCUACAGGAAUGUGAGGGUGAAGAGACUGACUCCAGUACUGUUACAAAGGCGAGAAGAAAUGAGGUUCUGGACGUCAGUGCUUCAGUUGAUUCUAGGACUGCUACCAAGGCUAGGAGAAAUGAGGCUGCUGAUUUUAGUGCUCCAGUUGAUUCUAGGACUGUUACUAAGGAUAGGAGAAACAAUGCUCUGGACUUUAGUAUUCCAGUUGGUCUCACAGAUUCUGGGACCAUAACAAAGGCAAGAACGAAUGAGAUUCUGGACUUCAGUGCUCCAGUUGAUUCUAGAACUGUUACAAAGGCUAGAAGAAAUGAGGCUGCUGAUUUUAGUGCUCCAUUUGAUUCUAGGACUGUUACUAAGGGUAGGAGAAACGAUGCUGUGGACUUCAGUAUUCCAGUUGGUCUCGCUGAUUCUGGGACUGUAAUGAAGACUAGAACGAAUCAGAUUCUGGACUUCAGUGCUCCAGUUGAUUCUAGGACUGUUAGCAAGGCUAGGAGAAAUGAGGCUGCUGAUUUUAGUGCUCCAGUUGAUUCUAGGACUGUUACUAAGGAUAGGAGAAACAAUGCUCUGGACUUUAGUAUUCCAGUUGGUCUCACAGAUUCUGGGACCAUAACAAAGGCAAGAACGAAUCAGAUUCUGGACUUCAGUGCUCCAGUUGAUUCUAGAACUGUUACAAAGGCUAGGAGAAAUGAGGCUGCUGAUUCUAGUGCUCCAGUUGAACAAACUGAUUCCACGAUCAUUACCGCAGAAUACAGAAGUGAGGUUGACUUGAGUGCAACAGAUGGCAGGACUGGCUCUAUAACCGUUACCAAGGCAAACACAGAGGAAAUUCAGAGUGCAACGGAAGGCCGACCUGCUCCCUGUCUAUUGCACGUGUCGCCGCCCAAGCGAAUACGAUUGAAGCCGCCGUCCGACUCGCCCGUAGUGCUACCGCCGCCCUCCAGGGCCGUCAGGCGAUCGACUGUCACCCAACGAAAGCGCCCGGUGAUGGAGAAAUCAGCAGCUGCAGCUGUUGGUCUGAGCAGAAGUAGUAGGAGCAGUUCGCUGACGUGUGUGGAUCAGGCCGACUGCCACAGUAUUAGUAGCGCAAGGUCUGCCUCGGUCAGGCGACCUGCAAAGCCUGCCAACACCACCAACACUAACAAAACACAAGCGUUAUCAGUUUCACGACUGGUACCAAGGCGCUUGCGCCUAAGCAGCACAGAGUCAUCGGUCUCCACCUCUUCUAUGACGUCACUACACACUCUGGUGACGUCACAAACUCCUACCACCUCAUCCAGUGCUAGUAGUGCUUACCUGUGUCCGCCAUCACCCGCUCUUUUCGGCCACCACAUCAUUGAUCUCUACGGAAAUCCAUUUCAUCAAGAUGCUCUAGUCUACCUGGAGAGCAGCUUCAUCGACGAGACCGAAAAAGAUCUGCUGAAAUGGGUGAACAAGAUCCUCUCCCCGCCCCUCGAACUGCAGGCCACCUGCAUGAUGCCCUCUAAGGAGGAGAUGCAGUGUGUGCGAGCUCCUGUCCACAGAAACGCCCAACAGCCUGCUGUCUACAGGCUGUUCUCGGUGCGUCGCGCGGCGACGGCGCUGCUGUUAAGCGGCAAUGUGGCGCCAAUCAUGAGCAAAGUGCACGCCGCCAUAGACAAGGGCACCAUCUCAGUCAGGCAAGACAAAGACCUGCACAGGGACCUAGGUCUGCAGGGCAAAGUGCUGUUUCUGCUGAUGUGCUACAACCCACUGUGGCUGCGAGUGGCGUUGGAGGCAGUCUACGGUCGACCCAUCCCCCUCCACUCCAACUCGGACGUGGUCGGACUAGUCGGCUUCAUCCGACGCAACCUUCUCUCCGACCUCCACCUUACCACCCUCCACUGCCACCCUAAGGUGCCCCACCUUAUGAUGCCGCCAUUCGAGGAAAAGAUGAAGAAAUUUAUUCUGACAAAGUUCGUGAUGAUAGUGUAUUUCCUGGACCAAGCAAAAACGGUGAAGCUUAUAAGGCACGAUCCUUGUCUCUUCUGCAAAGACUCGCCUUACAAAGACAGCCGCUCGAUCCUGGUGGAGUUCAACAAGGAGGUGAUGGCAGGCGGGGACAUGACGCGCUCCCUGUCAACGAUGGGCCUUAAACUGAUGCACCGGCAGACCUACCUGGAGGAGUUCGAGUUCCGCGUGCGCGACCGCAGCGACCUGCGGGAUGGAGUCCGCCUCACCAAACUGGUCGAUCAGCUGCUCAAUGUACGCCUCACCGCCCGGCUGCGUGUGCCCGCUGUGUCGCGCAUUCAGAAGGUGCACAAUGUGAGCUUAGCGCUGACGGCGUUUGUGGAUAAGACGGGCAAGGAGAUAGAGAACGGGGUGACGUCACGUGACGUUGUCGACGGGCACCGCGAGAAGACACUCUCUCUGGUCUGGCAGCUAAGAGACAUUCGCCAGCAGCACGCGGCCCUCGUUCUCGUCACAUACUGGCGCCACAACAAGGACAUGAUCAAGCUUCGCAUGCAUUUCCACCGGCAGCGUCGCGCGGCUCUGGUCAUUCAGAACUGGUGGCGGACGCGACGCGAAGCCUUCUGCAGCGAAAGACGCGCCUUUCUGCAGAAACGCCGUGCCGCCAUCAAACUACAAAAAUGGUGGCGAGCAAAGCAACUCAGGGAGCGAAUGCUGAAGAUGAAGCAGGCAGCGCUGAUGAUAGCUGAACGGAGAAUAGCCAACCUAAAAAUGCGCGCUGACAAAGAAGACUUUUUGCGCAAAAAAUCGGCAGUGAUUUCGAUACAGAAGUGGUGGCGGAAAGGAAGGGAGAGGGACGCGAACUCUUGCCGAGUGGCUAUGCAGGAGCAACGCAGUCACUAUCUCAAAUUGCGAGAGUCAGUUAUUUUUGUGCAGCGGCAAUGGAGAGCAGUUAGAAUCCAAAAACAACAACGAUUAGCACGGAAACAAGUAGCAUUUGCCAGGAGAGAGAACGCUGCCCUGUUGAUACAACAGAAAUGGCGAGCAUACCACAUGAUGAAACUUGUCAGAAAGGAAUUUGUUGAUUUGAAAAAAGCGGUUCAGCUGAUUUCUGAGAAAAGAUAUGCUCUUAUCCUUAUGAGGAAACAAAGGAACGAGUUCAAGAAUCUCAAGAAAUCAGUUGAAUUGAUCUCUGAAAAAAGAAAAUCACUCCUACUCAUGAGGUUGCAACAAAAUGAGUUUAACAACUUGAAGAAGUCUGCAAUAUUUGUUCAGCGUAAAUUUAAGGCAACACAUUUGAUGAGAAAAGAUAGAGCACGCUAUUUGACUCUGCAAAGUGCUGUAUCUAUUAUUACUGAACGAAGAUUAGCUUUAAUUAAUAUGAGAAAGUGUAGAAACUAUUUUAUUAUUCUCAAGAAAUCAGUUGAAAUUAUCUCUGAAAAAAGAAAAUCACUCCUACUCAUGAGGUCACAACAUAAUGAAUUCAUCAAUAUGAAGAAGUCAGCAGUAAUUGUUCAGCGUAAAUAUAGAGCCACAAUCCUAAUGAGAAAACACAGAGCACACUAUUUGUCUAUGAAAAGUGCUGUUUCACUUAUAACCGAACGAAGAUUAGCUUUAAUCAAAAUGAGGAAGUGCAGAAAUGAUUUUAUGAUUCUCAAGAAAUCAGUUGAAAUUAUAUCUGAAAGACGAAAGGCACUUUUACUCAUGAGAUUGCAACAAAAUGAGUUCAUCAACUUGAAGAGGUCCGCAAUAAUUGUUCAGCGUAAAUUCAGAUCUAUGCUGCAGAUGAGGAAAGUUAGAACAAGUUAUUUAUCUUUGAAAAGUGCUGUUUCAAUUAUUACUGAAAGAAGAUUAGCUUUGAUAAAUAUGAGGAAAUGUAGAAGUGAGCUCAUGAUUCUCAAGAAAUCAGUUGAAAUUAUAUCUGAAAGACGAAAGGCACUUUUACUCAUGAGAUUGCAACAAAAUGAGUUCAUCAACUUGAAGAGGUCCGCAAUAAUUGUUCAGCGUAAAUUCAGAUCUAUGCUGCAGAUGAGGAAAGUUAGAACAAGUUAUUUAUCUUUGAAAAGUGCUGUUUCAAUUAUUACUGAAAGAAGAUUAGCUUUGAUAAAUAUGAGGAGAUGUAGAAGUGAGUUUAUGAUUCUCAAGAAAUCAGUUGAAAUGAUCUCUGAAAGACGAAAGGCACUUUUACUCAUGAGAUUGCAACAAAAUGAGUUCAUCAACUUGAAGAGGUCCGCAAUAAUUGUUCAGCGUAAAUUCAGAUCUAUGCUGCAGAUGAGGAAAGUUAGAACAAGUUAUUUAUCUUUGAAAAGUGCUGUUUCAAUUAUUACUGAAAGAAGAUUAGCUUUGAUAAAUAUGAGGAGAUGUAGAAGUGAGUUUAUGAUUCUCAAGAAAUCAGUUGAAAUGAUCUCUGAAAGACGAAAGGCACUUUUACUCAUGAGAUUGCAACGGAAUGAGUUCAUCAACUUGAAGAGAUACGCAAUAAUUGUUCAGCGUAAAUUUAGAGCCACGCUGCAAAUGAGAAAAGAUAGAGCUAAUUAUUUGUCUCUGAAAAAAGCUGCUUCAAUAAUUACUGAACGUCGAUUAGCUUUAAUAAGUAUGAGGAAGUGCAGAAAUGAGUAUCUGAGCCAAAGAUCAGCAAUUAUCAAAUUGCAACUGAGAUGGAGAAGUAAGUUAGCAGUUGAAGCAAAGGCACAAAAGAAAAACGAUGAUGAGUGGUUGGAAAGUGCUAGGAGAGCUGUUGCUAUAAUUUCUGAGAGAAGGCGUGCACUGUUUAUGUGCCGUCAAGCGAGAGCCGACUUUCUCAAGCGCAGAUCUGCUAUCGUAGCAAUACAAAGAAGAUGGCGACAGGUUUUGGUUCUACGACAAGGAAAACAACUUGAAUACUUCAAUAAGCUAAACCAAAGUGCAUGCAUCAUCCAGGCGGCAGUAAGGAGUUGGCUGGCUCGGAAGCGGGAAGAGAGGGCGGCGGCCAUUGUGAUACAGCGCGUGUGGCGUGGAUGGACCUGUCGACGGCGCAUGCGCCGUGAGGGCCGUGCGUGGCCAACUCAGCGCACAUGCGUCACAUCCAGCAACGACACACUUGAGACGAGGACACUGAGAGAGCGGAAGCGCGGCCUAGUGCAGGCGUUGAAUGCUACAAGCUACAGCACCACCCAGUUGAUCAAAUUGCUCAAGGAACUUGGGUUGGUAACUCGGUUGUCGUCACUGCUGUCGGAGGAGCUGGUGGCGGAUGGGGUGAUCGCAGCGCUGCACAACCUGCUGGACACGGUGCUGAUUCGAUCCACGGCCUGCCAGGACGCCGCACUAGAGGUGCUCUCUGUGCUCGUCAACCUCUGCAAACAGCCUAACAUCGCCCAACAAGUCUGGACGAAAUCAGUGGAGCUGAAACUGCCAACGCUGAUUUUCGACUGGGCAGCCAAGGCGGCCAACGGCCUGCGCAACAACAGCAACACAAAGAUGUUCUGCGCAUGCGUCACACUGCUCUGGCUGUGGGCUCACCAGCCGCAACGCAAACCGACCCUUCUAGCGGAUUCGGGCUUCUUUGUGAAGCGCAUUGGCGAACGUGUACGUGGAGGGGUGAAGCCCAGCGGGGCUCGGAAGACACCUCUGCCAUCCACACAGCCCGACUGGGGAUACACGCUCAGGAUCAAUCACCGACCUCGGCUCUUCCAAGACCCUCUACACGCUUGGACCCAACUUAAACUUCUCUUGGAUCUACCCAAAUAGUUUCAAAUUAUCUUGAUCAUUUUUUAUAAAUGUCUCGAUGUCUAUUUUAUCAAAUGAUUUUCUGAUCUUUGCUAGUGCAUUUAUAAACGUAGGUUUAUAUCUAUGUAUAAAAUGUAAUUGUACUUUCUAUUUGUCAUUUCUAUUUGUCAGUUUUCAUUACUUUGAUCAAUUUGUUAAGCCUUUAAGAUAAACUGCUGUUAAGCCUUUCUAAAACACUUGAUUUUAUCAAGUCAGUUUAUGGAGAUAUUUAGAUGUAAUUUGGAUUUUAGUUAAAUACUUAUAUUAUAUUUCCAUGUAAUCUUUUAUUGAAUGACUUCCUGUUUUCUGGCUUUAAUGUAAAAAUACUUAUCUAUGUACAAAUACAAAUAGCCCUAAUACAAUUGCAGUCAAAUCCAAACGUUAUUCCAUAGAAAGAAUAAUGAAAUAUUGCAAUUAUCAGAUUGUGAGUAAUUAUUACUAAGCAUUACUGAAUUGAUAAUUAUCAAAAUCUUAUCAAUUUGAUAAAUUCUAUUUUUCUCUCAGCGGCUCUGCUCAGAAAAAUCAAGCUUUAACUUGAUGGUGGCUCACAUUACCAUAUUAUCCUUGUACAGUAAGUUAAAAUGGAAUAUCAGUUUGUCUUUAGUUGAUGUAUGGAUUAUGAAAUCGAUUUCUGAUGCAAGAGAAAUGUAGGAUUAUCGGAGAGACCAAGAUAAGAUCUAGCAGAGAGACAUCAUCUAGUGGAAUAAAAUUUAUCAACUUGAUAAGAUUGUAAUAAUUGGUUAAUACUGUAAUGCAUAGUAAUUAUUACUGGCAAAAUUACUAUUAUUCUCUAAAAUUAUUAGGGUAUACAUUAUAAACUUGAUACCUAGAUAUGCAUUUUAAAUUUAUGUAUUUCUUAUAAAUUGACAUAGAUUUUUAUAUUUUGUAGUGCAUUGUUUGCUCAGUCUGGAUAAGUGUCAUUUUUAUAUAUUUUCUAUUAUCUAAUUUGUAAAUCAGUAAAAACUAGUAUUUAACAUACAUGUAUUUUUUCAAGACAUUCUUAAAAAUAUUGGAUAGGCACUGCAUAUUCUUGUGAUGAAAUGGUGUUUGAAUUUUGUAAUAAAUUAAGCGAUUAGGUUCAGUACUUGAUAACGCCAUAAAAUUGUCUAUUCUGUGUUAAUAAAAUUGUAUUAUAUUAUCAACUUUGUUAAUUUUAAAAAUUUUGACUUAUUAAAUAAAUGUUGGUUCUUUUUCAAA